Messenger RNA from Xyrauchen texanus (razorback sucker), 1366 nucleotides. RefSeq lists its product as uncharacterized. The record is from RefSeq and is a predicted model, not a curated record. The transcript is spliced from 6 exons. NCBI's taxonomy places the organism in Eukaryota, Metazoa, Chordata, Actinopteri, Cypriniformes, Catostomidae. The coding region runs from base 1 to 1044 and encodes 347 amino acids.
AUGCGUGAGUAUGGACUAUCAGUUACGGGAUCAUACAGCAAUCUCACAGAUGAGGAGCUGGACAAUCUUGUGCGCUCAGUUAAAUUGAAGAUGCCGCAUAUAGGUUAUAGAAUGAUGAAGGGUGAACUGCAAGCGAUGGGACACCGUGUCAGAUGGGACCAGGUUUCAGCAUCCAUGCACAGGGUGGAUUCUGCAGGGAUCUUGGAGAGAAUGGCACGUUUAGGCUGUGUUGCUAGAAGAACAUAUUCUGUCAAGGGUCCCCACUCACUGUUCCACGUGGACACAAACCACAAACUUAUCAGAUAUGGAAUUGUUAUCUUUGCUGGGAUUGAUGGGUAUUCACGAAAGAUAAUGUACCUGGGUUCUGCAAAUAAUAACAAGGCAUCAACAGCACUUGGUUUCUUCAUGAGCUCAGUUGAAAAGUUUGGCUUUCCAUUAAGAGUUAGAGGAGACCAAGGGUCGAAAAUGUCGGCAUUGCUCAAUGCAUGUUCACUGUUCAUGGCUGUGGCAGAGCAAGCUACAUGUCGGGAAAAAGUGUGCAUAAUCAAAGGGUGGAGCUUAUGGCGUGACGUGUGGAUGGCAGUAACAAGGGUAUAUUAUGAGUUACUUCAUGGUCUUGAAGAGGAGUGCCUGCUUGAUCCCUCCAACAGCCUUCAGCUAUUCUGUGCCCAGUACAUAUUUGUACCACGCCUCCAAAUGGACCUCGACACUUUUACAGCCGGGUGGGAUAACCAUCCUCUGCGAACGGAACAAAACCUGACUCCCAAUCAACUUUGGACCAUUGGAUUGCUCCAGUAUCCUGUGGCUGCUCCAGAGAAUCUAGAGGAUUUGCAAGAUCACUUCUUGGAUUUCAACCCUGACAGACAAGAAGCUGCUGCUGCUAGUGGAGUAGUUCUACCACCCAUCCAGUGCCCUCUGGGGCCACAGGCUAUGGCUGGACUGAGGGAAGCCAUCAAUCCUAUCAGUCCCUCCCAGGACAAUGGAAAAGACAUUUACAAGGCUGCGCUUGACUAUGUAACACAUCAUUCAAACUUGGCAGGAUAACAUGCAGUCUGUAAUAUAAAUGUUCAAUGUUUUUUGUGACUUAAAUGUUUUAUCUGAAAUUAUUGUGGGGACGGUGUUGGAUAUGUUUUACUAUGCAGUAUAUAAACAACUCAGUCUGCCAUGGUAAAGAUAUCUAGUUUUAUUCUGCCGUUACUUGUUUUAAACAACCAAAUGAACCUCCCACAACUUUCAACAGUUUUUAUUUGUUAAACAUAAAUCUAGUGUAUGUAGAUAUUUCUAAUCUGGCGUCUUAAAUAGCAUUAGACAGAUCAACUCAACUCAACAUGCUAUGUUUGAUGUCUUGGUAAUGAAGAAUUUAAAA